AUGGAACUUUCAAGAAUUUAUUUAUGCGUUGUUUCUCUUGUUUACUAUUUUGCUGUUGUGCAAAUGGAGAAUGUGAUAAACCGUGAUAAACAACGAUGGCAGCAUCACAGACUACUACCUUUAAACUGGCCAAGACGUCCUGUGGUACUUCUUCACGGGAAUUCCUUUGAUACCAAGAAAGAACGUGCAAUAGCUUUGAGGCGCUCACUCAAUAAUGACAGUUUGAACAAUGAUGUCAUUUCUGCGAAAUGGCCGCAACCUCGUCGUAAAUGCGGUGAAACUUGCGUUUCAAUUAUUGGAGGUGUUUUUGGAAGUAUUGCUGGAGGUGUUACA
Molecule: messenger RNA, 333 nt
Organism: Funneliformis geosporum
Lineage: Eukaryota; Fungi; Glomeromycota; Glomeromycetes; Glomerales; Glomeraceae
Source: the annotation of a GenBank genome assembly